CGCGCGAGGUCACUACCAAAUAGAUCCCCACUUCCUAUAUAAGUGCACUACACAGACUAUAAAGUGUUGGCCUCGGUAUGCCCUACUUAGUGCGCUAUGGGAGCAAUUAGGGAGCCGUUCGGGAUUCGGCUUGAGCGCGCUUUAAAACACAUACAGGCGGAAUGACGUGAAGUCAGGUGGAGAGAAAAUCGCCUUUAGACCGAGGGAGCGGCGUCGCGGAGGCUCGCGCUAAUGAAUGCUUGACAUGACCGAGGAGCGUCUUUUUGGAUAAAUGAAGACGUUUUGUGGGUUUUGGAUGAGGUGAAUAAGGCUUUUGGAGGCUCACAUUCUGACAGGACUUACUGGUGUUUGAGGAGUGAUGCUGCGGCUCCUGCUCCUCUUACUUUACUGGUGGAGCCGUGCUGGAGCUUCCCCAGAGUCCUCGCAUUCUGCAGCCCAUAAAGGAGAUGGCCCAAAGCCAUACAUAUAUUACUGCCGCUCUCCGAACAUGGAAACCUUUACUUGCUGGUGGCAUCCCCUUGACAACAGUCUCCAAGGAGAUGACAACAUCACCUACAGGCUCAUCUAUACCCUUGGUAACGGGCCUCCAACAGAAUGUCCGGACUAUGUGAGUGGCGGACCGAACAGCUGUUACUUUGACACAGAGCACACAGUGAUUUGGGAGGUGUACUGCAUGAAUGUAACGGCACACAGCAGCAGUGGUUCCGUCACCUCUAAUGAGCACUGUUUGGACGUGGCCGAAAUUGUCGAGAUUGAUCCACCUUUUAACCUCACGUACACUUUAAUGAACACGACCAAGGGUGAAGCAGGUCGCACCGUACUGGUGUCCUGGCAGUACCCCAUCGCCCAACAUGUCCAAAUUGGGUGGAUUACUCUUGUCUAUGAGCUUCGUUACAGAGCUGCCUCUGAACCUGACAGCUGGAAGGUCAAGGAGCGGCUACGUGAACCUCAUCUGGAGCUUCUAGGCUUGUCAGUAGGAAGGUAUGAGGUCCAAGUGCGCUGCCGCUCAAAAAACAACCAUCUGUGGAGCACAUGGAGCUCUCCAAUUACCAUUGUCAUUCCUUCUAGACACCUGCCUGAUCACAUUUUAUAUGCUCUUGUACUACUGACUACCAUUGUAGUCAUAAUCUUGCUCAUCAUUGGAUUUGGGGUCAUUCCACAAGGCAAGAGGAUGAAAGCUUUUCUCCUGCCGCCUGUCCCCAAACCCUGCAUCAGAGGAAUCGAUCCCAUGCUUCUGAAGAAAGGCAAAAUGGAUGAGAUUAAUCAACAUUUUUCUUCCCUGCAAGGCUACAAGGCACCGCUCUACUGUGGGGAGUCAGUGUACCAGGUCAGCAUGGACGAAAGUGUCUCGUUAUCUCAACUGAGCUCUAGGUCUAGCAUCCAGGAGGAUAAGGAGCCACAAGGCAUGCAGAGCCCUGCCUGCACUGAAGACCAGCAGCUACUUCACACCCCUGAUAGCCCCAAUCCUUACUGCCAAGACCCUUCCUACUGUAGCAAAGAGUCUUCUGAGGCGACCAUGACCCCUGAGACCCCUGUGUGGGCUUGGCCAGCGAAAAGCCACAUGCAGCCGGAGCUGCUCUCAUUCCCAGGUAUGGAGUACAGCAUGAUUGUAAACCCUGCCCCUACAAAUACCAGUGCUCCGCCCACCACUCAGGAAUUCUACACCUGUGUGCAUGGAGUAACCACCAGCGAGAUGGUGCAGCUGGUGCCCUGCAUGUCAAAUUCAUUCAAAUGCUCCCCCUAUUUUGAGCCAAAGGAUAAGCCAGAGGAGGACACAGAGAAGCUCAGCCAAUUAGCAGCCUACUUGGAGAAACGGGUGGAGGUUCAAGCCAAUGAAAUUAGGUUUUGCCCAGGAGAGGAGGAGCAGAAUGAGUAUGUUGUGCCUUUAUUACCCCAACCAACAAACAGGAGCUAGACAUUGUAAUUCAGCUUGAGCAACUUCCAGUGGCUUUUUCCAGACCACCUCACAUAUAUGAAGGACUUCAGCAUACACGCAAAGUACAAAUAGAUGUACACACUUUUACAGUACCUGAACAGUCAAGUACAUAGUCUUAGUUACACACACCAGACACCAAAUGAUAUGCACACAGCAAGAUUACUAUGCUUUAAUGAUCAGUAACUCAAGGAUUAUCAGUGGGUGGUUUUUGUGGAUAUUGCUUGCCUGCCCAAACACAGUUAAUGUGUGCCAAUUGGCUAAUGCAAAAAGCCUAAGAGGACAGAUCAUCCUUUAUCACUGCUCCUUGUCCUCUUCUGCCAAAUCACAGUGAAUGCCGCUGCUGGUCUUGUCAGAUAUUUCAGCAACAUUCUCACAAACUUGGACAACUUCAGCUGCGAGCUAGAGAUAGACCAUCAUUGGUCUGCCAGUCAUUGGACUGUUCCUGUCAAUUAGGGCUGCAACAGUUAACCGACAAAUUCGAGUAUGUCGAUUAUGAAAACUCAUCCAUGUAGAUUUUUAAAUUCAAUGUAUUAUUGGCUAAAGAAACAAAAAAGCAUAAUAAAACUGUGCAAGCCUUUAUUUUUGGGUAGAAUGUAAUACACUGCUGAAGCUCUUGCUGGCAGAGGAAGCAACACUGCUUGUAUUUUUCCUUUGUACCAUAUUGCGCCGUGCACUGGACUGUUCUCAGUUGGUGCAGUUAUUAUAAAUAUUAAGAGAUACAGUAUGUUACUCAACACAUUUAAGAUUUUUUUUUAUUUUUAAUAGAUUCAAGAAACAAAGUGACUGAUUUAACUUGCAACACAUACACUGCUUGCUCAGGUUAUAAUGGUGGAUAAAGUUAUAAGGUGGAUAUUGGAUAUAUCUGACCGAAAGUGGAAAAAAGCAUAAUGGAAGUGAAUUCAAUACAAUUCGUGUGUGUGUGUGCAUGCAUGGUGAGAUAUUCCAACAAAGUUGCAAAGUGACAGUAUUUGCUAAAUAAAUACUACUGUCAUAUAGCCAUCUUUCCCUGGAAUCUUCUGAACAGGUUUCUGCCAGAUCGGUGCUGUUUCUGAAUGACAGGGACCUGGCUUUCAUAGAACCACAGUUACGUACCUAAUUAGCAUUUUGCGAUUAUAACAGUAAUUGUUUGUUGCAGCCCUGGUGUCAAACACUCCAACCUCUAGCUGAAUUAGAAAAAACAAACAGAACAGUGUACAGAAUUAAUUCAUUCAUCUUCAGUAACCAAUUUAUCAUGUUCAAAGUAGCGCCAGAGCCAAUACCAGCAAAACUGUGUGCAAGGCGGGAGACUUUUGGACACCAGUCUAUUUCAGGGCACCAUUCACACCUAGGGGCAAUUUAGCAUAACCAAUAAGCCUACUUGCAUGUUUUUGGGAGGUGGGAGGAAACCAGAGAACCAGGAAACCCACAUGGACACAGGGAGAACACGGGAGAACUGUAACCUGAGCUCAGGAUCACACCCAGGACCCUGGAGCUGUGAGGCGGCAUCAUAAAGAAGACAAUCAUAAAAGAUUACAAGAAAUUUGGGGUACUUUUAUGUUUAAGUCACACUAAAGUACCCCUAGCUCACUGUGACAAUCCUCACAUUUCCAAUAAACUAAGAAAAUAUUUCAGGCAAAGCACUCACCAACAUGGUUUUGGCUAUAAGGAUCAAGUAAUAAUAUAAAUCAAGCCUUCUUCAUUUCUGUCCACCACCACCUUAGAUAGUACAUGAUGGGAUGCCUAGUUAUUGUUGGGAUUAUUAUUAUUAGGGGGCCAAGCACCGAAGGUGCAUAGGCACCCUAGUGUUUUUCUACCUUUUCUUAUUAUUAUUCUUCUGCGGCUUCUUCUUCUUCUUCUGGCUAGGCUGUCUGUGGUAGCCCGUAGAACCUGUCUAUGGCAGCCCACAGAACCAUCUGGUAAAAAGUUGUGAAAUUUGGCACACUGUUUGGGGAGGGUCUAAGGAACAUUCUGACCAAAUUUGAUCUAAGCGCUACCAUCGGGUCGAAUUUGGGCCUAAUUUGGCAGUGCAUUUAUGGUCAUAACUUUUGAACCGUGUGUCCAAAAUUUAAAAGCCAGGCAUCCUUGGAUUCACUGGAUUGAGAUGAACACCAUAUGACAUCAAUUUCUGCCUAAUUAGAUUUUCCGCCAUCUUGGAUUUUGGCAAACUACUGUUUUUUCGCUACUCCUCCUAUUUUUUUAUCCAAUCAUCACCAGAUUUGGCACACAUCAUCUUCAGAGUAAGCCUCACAAAAGAAACAGUCAAAAGAAUUUUGAUUACUCCAAAGGGUUUGCCCAUAACGGGCCUACGAAUCUGCUAGCGAAACCACCAAACAGGAAGUGAGACUGUAUCUCAGCAAAGACUUUGCACACUGACACAAAACUUGGUAGGCACCUUCAGGACCUUGACCUGAGGCUGGCCAAAAAAUUUCAUGAUAGUGCCACCUACUGGUCAAAAGUUUCAAUAACAUUAUAAAAAUGCUUAUAUCUAACUGCCAGUUUUGCUACUCCUCCUCCAAGUUUUGUCCAAUCUUCCCCAAAUUUGGGUCACAUCAUAUUGAGGCCUGUCUAAAUUUGCACAAAGGCCCAGACUGAUGAGAAAAAAACAUAAAUAACUUAGAUGUUUUUAAAUUACAAGAAGAAAAAAAUGUUUAGGUCAGAGCAGUAGCAAUCACGACCACAGGUCAAAGUAGCAACAGACAACACCACAGGUCACAGCAGUAGUGGCAGCUGCAGCAGCAAUGCCACCCUGCUGCCCAUUUGUUCAUCUGGACCUUUCCUCAUUCAGUCUGAGAAUUCCAACACUUUCCGUGAUCAAAACAUACACGUCAUGAGUGAAACUACAAAUCACUCUUGAAUCCCUUUGCCUAAAGCUAUGGCUCUGCUUUCCUGUAAUUGCUUAGACAACAAUUGUAGCGUGUCUGUGAAUGUGUGGCUCACCGAGUCUGGGUGCUUGGCCCCCGAAAAUGCUGCUUGCAGCUUUAAUUGUUGCUGUUGUUGUUGUUGUUGUUGUUGCUUUUUGUUGUUGUAUGUAGCAUCUUCUGUUUCCAGUAAUCUAUUCUUAGUAAAAGAUUUGAAUAGAUUUUCUGUAAAUGGGACAAGUACAUGUGAAGGGGUCUUGAUUUUCUUAGGCUUUGAAAGGAGCACAGUUGUAUCUCAGGGUGCCAAAAGAGAAUUUUCAAAAAUGGAGACACACCAAAGAGGCUAGGAGCAUGCUGAGAGAGGCAAGAAUACAACAUGAAUAAAAUUUAUACAUAAUAUCAUGAUUACACAUACAUGAAUAAGAUUUAUACAUAAUAUUUAAAUCUUAAGAUUUAAAUGUUGGGACUACAGAUGGCAAAAUACCACUUUUUCUUUACCGAUACCCAGACUGAAAGCUUGAGAAUCAGCCGAUACCGAUAUCCGUCUGAUAUUGUUUUCUUUAAAAAUUACUACUGUUUACAAUCUAUUAAACAGUAAAUAUAAUGAAGUAUAAAGCAUAAAUAUAAUAAACUCAAUCCUAACACAAGAAAGAAAAUGCUAAGUCUGUUAGCAUUUCCAGUUGCAAAAAUACUGCAGUCUUUGCGGUGUGUUACAGGAUAUUCCAUCUUUUUAUUCUCACCAUUUUUUAUUCAUACCAUUUUUUUGUUGGUAUCGGACCAAUAUCGAAUAUCAGAUCUAUCUCUAGUGGGAAUCAAAAGCUAUGUUCAUAUGUAUAUUUCUGACCUCAACCAAACAUAAUGAACAACUGAACAUGAAAGUCCUCACAUGCACCCAUUAACGUCAAAUAAAUUCCUGACAAAGAGACGCACUUAUUUAUACACUGAUCAGCCACAACAUUAAACCCACUUGCCUAAUAUUGUUUAGGUCCCCCUUGUACCACCAGAACAGCUCUGACUCAUCGAGGCAUGGACUCCACAAGACCUCUGAAGGUGACGUUAGCAGCAGAUCCUUUAAGUCUUGUAUGAUGUGAGGUGGGGCCUCCAUGGAUCGGACUUGUUUGUCCAGCACAUCCCACAGAUGCUCGGUCGGAUUGAGAUUUGGGGAAUUUGGAGGCCAGGUCAACACCUUGAACUUUUUGUCAUGUACCUCAAUCCAUUCUUGAACAAUUUUUGCAGUGUGGCAGGGCGCAUUAUCCUGCUGAAAGAGGGAAUACCAUUGCCAUGAAGGGGUGUACCUGGUCUGCAACAAUGUUUAGGAAGGUGGUACAUGUGAAAGUAACAUCCACAUGAAUGCCAGGACCCAAGGUUUCCAGGCAGAACAUUGCCCAGAGAAUCACAUUGCCUCCGCUGACUUGCCUUCUUCCCAUAGUGCAUCCUGGUGCCAUCUCUUGUCUUCUUGUCUAGUCUUCGCUCCCCACGCACAGCUAUGAGCCUUGGGCGCCCAUGACCCUGUCGCUGGUUUAACUGUUGUCCUUCCUUGGACCACUUUUGGAAGGUACUAACCACUGCAUACCAGGAAUACCCCACAGGAGCUGCGGUUUUGCUCUGCCCCAGUCAUCUAGCCAUCACAGUUUGGCCCUUUGUCACUCAGAUCCUUGCCCAUUUUUCCUGCUUCCAACACGUCAACUUCAAGAACUGACUUUCUUGCUGCCUAAUAUAUCCCACCCCUUGACAGAUGUGAUUGUAACAAGAUAAUCAAUGUUAUUCAUGUCACCUCUCAGUGGUUUUAAUGUUAUGGCUGACUGGUGUAGGCGCACCUAUUUAUACCUUUUGAUCAUAGUACACAACGCAUUUUAUAUAUAUACUACACAUUUGCGAGUUCUAUAAAAGAUCCAAGCUAUGCAGUGAAUCCUCUAAACCAGCUUGACAGAUGACCUCAGAAACCUAAUAAUGAUUGUCCUUUGUCCUUUUUGUAAAAAAAUAAAAUAAAAUAAAAUAAAAUCAGUAGUUUUUUUUUUUUUGCCAUGCACAAAUCUUGUGUAUGGGCUUGUCUGUGGGCGCUACAUUAAACGAAGCACUGUGUGAUCAAUGCAAGCAAUCUUUGCUGUUUUAUCUGUUUAUUUGUUUAGUUUAACUGUGCCAAUUCUAUAGAUUCUUAUAGAUAAUGUGAUGUACAAACAAUAAUUUCAGUUUUAUUUAUAUAGCGCUUUAAACAAUGGACAUCAUCACAAAGCUGUCUGUUUGCUGAUCUUCAUUUUGUCUUUCUUUUGUGAUUCCCCUUUUUUCUGUCUUUUAUCUCUUUGUUGUACCAGUCCACUCUUGCAUUGUUUGCCACAUUGUGAUGUCAUGUGACUCGUCGUGUGUCGUUCUGCUUAGACAUGUUCGUGCCUUUAUUGUGACACACAAAUUCAAAAUGAGAACAAUAACUAGGGGACAUGGACACACAGUGAAGAUAUGAACAGCAUGUAUAUAUUAUGCAUAUACUGUACAUUAGAUGGAUGUAUAUAUUUUUUAAAUGUGUUUUAAGAUGAGAUGAGACCUAUUUUUGUUUCAAAGCACUUUCCCAGGUAGUGAAUAAAGACAGCAUAUGGCCUUCAGACAUUAUGGACACAUUGUGGUGUGGAUACGCAUAAUACAUAAAUACACACACACACACACACACACACACACACACACAAAUACAGGUUUAUGUAUAAGCUGUGCCUUCACUCUAAAGUUUUUCACCAGCAGAUGGAACCACAUGUCCACAUAAUGACCGGGACUACACGCACUACAAGGCAAAAGUAUGAAAGCAAGCAAGGAUUAUUAUUUUGUUUUGUUUUGUUUUAUAACUGCAAUUGCCUUGUACAAAUAAAGCAAUUUAUCAGUAA
Molecule: messenger RNA, 7643 nt
Organism: Pangasianodon hypophthalmus (striped catfish)
Lineage: Eukaryota; Metazoa; Chordata; Actinopteri; Siluriformes; Pangasiidae
Product: prolactin receptor
Exons: 11
Coding region: 359-1915 (518 amino acids)
Biological process (GO): cytokine-mediated signaling pathway
Cellular component (GO): external side of plasma membrane
Molecular function (GO): cytokine receptor activity; protein binding
Source: RefSeq, a predicted model, not a curated record